AUGGUUUCCGGCUUGGAAGAAGCGUUGGAGCACAGUGGUGGCCAUGGCCGAAUAGCAGAAGGUGUCUCGAUUUCCACUUUUUUGGCCUCGCUGGCGACGGCCAUUGUGGUUUUUGUUGUUGAAUUUUUGCUCUUCCUCCUAUUAAAAGGCAAACUCACACGCAUAUACCAACCGCGAACGUAUUUGGUACCAGACAGAGAACGGACCAAACCAUCUCCGCCAGGCCUAUUCCACUGGAUUGGCCCUGUUUUCCGUACCUCCAGCUCCGAAUUCAUCCAGAAAUGUGGGCUAGAUGCAUACUUCUUCCUGCGCUAUCUACGCAUGCUGCUAAAGAUCUUCCUCCCCAUGGGACUUCUGAUUCUUCCAGUUCUGCUUCCCCUCAACCGCGCCGGCGGUAAAGGUACAUCUUUCAAGAAUGGCACUGCUGGUGAUCGAUGGGCUGUUACUGGCCUGGACCAAUUGGCAUGGGGAAAUGUCACACCUCAACACACGAACCGGUAUUGGGCUCAUUUGGUGAUGGCUAUCAUUGUCAUCAUUUACGUUUGUGCGGUCUUCUUUGAUGAGCUUCGGGGCUUUAUUCGCCUACGCCAGGCCUACCUGACCUCUCCCCAACAUCGACUCCGUGCUUCUGCGACCACCGUGCUGGUCACAUCUAUCCCGCCAGAUUGGCUUGAUAUGGAGGCUCUUGAUAGACUGUUCGAUGUCUUCCCAGGAGGCGUCAGAAAUAUCUGGAUUAAUCGGAAUUUCGAUGACCUGAAUGAAAAAGUGAAGGAGCGAAACAAACUUGCCCUCAAACUUGAAAGUGCCGAAACAGAUCUGAUAUCGAAAUGCAAAGAGGCACACCUCAAGAAGGUAAAAGCCGAGGCAAAGAAAGCCGGAAAGAGUUCAACACGUGCGGAAAAACAAGAGAAAAAGGCAGCAGAAAAACGUGCCUCUAAGAUCGCCAUGGGCCCCGGUGUCAGCACCGGAAAUCCUUACGACGCCCAUACACUACAAGAAAUGCUCCACGGACCAGCAGACGGAAACACUAAAAGAUCUGAGGAUAGACCUCGACGAACAUUUGACCCUGCGUUUGCAGCCGCUGGAGCAGUUGGGCAAGGCGUGGGGAAACUGGGCAAAUCUAUGCUUGGAGGUUUCAAAAAAGCCGAGAAUGGUUUUGAGGGAACUUUGACGCAAACCCGGGGCUUCGUUGCCACCACAGACGACAUGAUUCCUCCCCGUGGGCAAUCCCCUCAGGGCACCGAUCGUGCUGCCUCUGUUAAUAAGACUUCCGGGGAGUCUCUUCGAUCCCAGCAGCUGCCAGAAACCCUCGAACCAGGCCGUAGCGACGCCAACUCCCGUGAUAAAGCAUCUUCAUCAAAUCCACCAUUUUGGAGACGAAUGUCAUCUCAUACGAAAUCCCAGGGUACGCCGGAACCCGAUGAAUUUCCACUGACUGCACCUGAGACUCCUGCUACCGAUGCACAUACCCAUGGUUCUACCGAGGCCGCUAACGACGAAAAAGAUAAAUCAGAUAUCAAGAAAGAAGGGGACAAAGUGGAAGGGGAAGAAUACCCUGUCGCCUACAACGAAGACUUCAAUAAUGAGGAUUACGGAGAACCACUGUGGAAGGAAUACAUUCGACCCAAGGAUCGGGAUACUAUGCGUCUGCCCAUUUUUGGCUGGGGUUGGAUGCCGUCCAUCUGGCUCCUUGGCAAAAAGGUUGACACCAUCGAUUAUUGCCGCAAAGAGCUCGCUCGUCUGAACCUGGAAAUCGAAAUCGACCAACAGCAUCCUGAGAGAUUUCCUCUAAUGAACUCGGCUUUCGUUCAAUUCAAUCACCAGGUUGCUGCCCACAUGGCCUGUCAGGCCGUCAGCCAUCACCUUCCGAAGCAGAUGGCACCUCGAGUCGUCGAGAUCUCCCCUGACGAUGUCAUUUGGGAUAACAUGUCCAUCAAAUGGUGGGAACGCUAUCUUCGUACUUUUGGUAUUAUCACACUGGUGUGUGCAAUGGUUGUUGGAUGGGCCUUCCCGGUUGCUUUCACUGGUCUACUCUCACAACUGUCAUACCUUGAGGGUGCAUUCUCAUGGUUGGCUUGGCUUGGCAAACUACCGGACUGGUUCAUUUCAGCUAUCCAGGGUAUUCUUCCCGCGCUGUGUUUGGCGAUCCUGAUGGCGCUUCUCCCUCUCACUCUCCGCUUCCUGAGUCGUACGCAGGGUCUCUUCACAGGCAUGUCCGUCGAACUCACUGUACAAAACUAUUACUUUGCCUUCCUGUUUGUACAGCUGUUCUUGGUUGUUACAAUCGCUUCAAGUUUCUCAACAGUCAUCGAGAAUAUCACUGACGUGACGAGCUGGCCGGAACUUUUGGCUUCGAACAUCCCCAAGUCUAGUAACUACUUCUUCUCUUACAUGAUUCUGCAAGCUAUGUCUGUGAGCGCUGGUGCUCUUGUGCAAAUCUUUGGCCUGGUAAGCUGGUUCAUUCUGGCGCCCAUUUUGGAUUCAACUGCCCGGAAGAAGUGGGCUCGAACGACCAAUCUCAAUCAGAUGCAAUGGGGCACAUUCUUCCCGGUCUAUACCACACUGGCCUCCAUUGGGUUGAUCUACUGUGUGAUCGCACCUUUGAUUCUGGUUUUCAACAUCAUCACCUUCAGCCUUUUCUGGUUUGUCUAUCGCUAUAACACACUCUAUGUCACCAAAUUCCGCUUCGACACUGGCGGUCUUCUUUUCCCUAAAGCUAUCAAUCAAUUGUUUACCGGGUUGUAUGUGAUGGAGGUCUGUUUGAUUGGCUUGUUCUUCUUGGUUCGGGAUGAAAAGGAUAAAGUUGCUUGCAAAGGCCAGGCUAUCUGCAUGAUCGUGAUCCUUGUCUUGACCGUUGGAUAUCAACUCCUUCUCAAUAACGCCUUCAAUCCGCUGAUUCGUUAUCUACCGAUCACAUUGGAAGAAGCCGCUAUCAAGCGCGACGAUGAGUUCCGCCGUGCUCAGCACGCUCGCCUCGGACUUGCCAUUGAUGACGACGAGGCUGAUGAUGUUGAACACGCCCUCAAAGAAGAGGAACGCCGAGAGCAACAGCAAGGACAAGAUGCUCGGGAUAUCGAGCUGAAACCUUUGGAGACCAACGGCCUGAAUCAGAAGCGACAGGAUUCUGGCAGCCUUUUGUCAACACCCAAGCUUGAGCACAAACGUCCAUCAUGGGCAACCAAUGCAUCAAGGCGACGAUCUAAAUACUUCGGGCUUAACUCCCCAAACUCAACGCCAACCAUUCGAGCUAUGCGUGAGAAGAUGGCUCUCGAUACCGAAAAUCAGGGACCAGCCCCAAACACACUUGGCCAAGCUCUCUUUGCUGGUAUCCAUGAUGAACUGGAAGAUCUCACGCCUGACGAACGUGAUCAGCUGGUCCAGCGUGCCUUCCAACAUGAAGCACUUCGCGCGAAGCGGCCAGUCAUCUGGAUUCCGCGUGACGAUCUAGGUGUGAGUGACGACGAGGUCUAUCGUACCCAGCGGUUCAGUAAAUACGUCUGGGUCAGUAACGAAUACCAGGCGCUGGACGCCAAGUGUCGGACGAUAUUCAGUCGCAGUCCUCCAGAUUUCUCAGAGGUGGAUUUGAUUCAACUUUGA
Molecule: messenger RNA, 3597 nt
Organism: Penicillium antarcticum
Lineage: Eukaryota; Fungi; Ascomycota; Eurotiomycetes; Eurotiales; Aspergillaceae
Product: putative DUF221 domain protein
Exons: 3
Coding region: 1-3597 (1198 amino acids)
Cellular component (GO): plasma membrane
Molecular function (GO): calcium-activated cation channel activity
Source: RefSeq, a predicted model, not a curated record